Scophthalmus maximus (turbot) is the source of this 4765-nucleotide messenger RNA. RefSeq names its product protein Wnt-8a-like. Gene Ontology annotation, biological process: cell fate commitment; neuron differentiation; multicellular organism development. The transcript has 6 exons. The record is from RefSeq and is a predicted model, not a curated record. NCBI's taxonomy places the organism in Eukaryota, Metazoa, Chordata, Actinopteri, Pleuronectiformes, Scophthalmidae. Gene Ontology annotation, molecular function: frizzled binding; cytokine activity. Gene Ontology annotation, cellular component: extracellular region. Bases 3045 to 4397 code for a protein of 450 amino acids.
UCUCGACAGUUUGCUACUCAUAGAUAACAUUUGAUAGCAAUGCUUUGAUAUUAAUUCCCCAGACUUUUCAUUUGUUUUAUGCUAAGGAGAUAACGUAUGUAGCCUCUCAAUUAUUUAUUACAGCUUAUUUUUAACUCAAUAACUCAUACUGUUUGCUGUGGCACUUUACAGUACAUAAAUAAGUCCCAUACACAACUGUGCAAAUCAAAGCACAAAGCACAAACAGGGUUAAUAUUUAUUAAUGAUUUUAGAAUAAGGGUUGGCAACACAGUUUUACACCAUAAUAAUAAUAAUCAUCACCAUCAUCAUCAUUAUCAUCAUCUACUCCCAGACGAAUGGCUAACAGCAGACACAUAAUCCUAUGCAUUUUAAAUUAAACCAACCAAUUAAUAUCUAACUACUUAACUGUACCAUAAAUGUUUCAAUUAUUCAAACUCAUCUCCAUAUUAUGAGGAAUAAUAUCAUCUUCUCCUUUUAAUUGGCAUUAGAGUUUUGACAUUCAAUGAAUUGGAUUCAAAAAAUAUUCAAUCAUCACUUCAUCAGUUGUGUCAUUUUCAAGUAAAACAUUCCAAAGGCUUUAUUGAUAUCAAAUAUUUAUGAAUAUUUGCUGUUUUUCUUAGUCUUAGUAAACAGAAUAUCUUUGGGUUUUGAAUAGUCCGACGGAAAAAGCAAUCAACAGAUGUCGUAUUGGGCUCAGAAGGUGAUGUGACAUGGAUUGACCUAUCAAUCAACUAUAUAGCAAUGACGUAAUGCAGAUUAAUCACUAAUGAAAACAAUCAUUGUCAUACUCUGAUCUGAUGGGUUUCUCUCUUGUUGCUGUUGCUAACAUGGGCUAGCUUGCUAACUCCUGACUCUGGCUAGAGGAGAGCGAUUGGCUGGAAGGGCGAGGGAGGCGGGGCUUGGUGACAGCAAUACCAGACAAUGGUGUCAUAAGAAGACAAUAUUAAACAAAAGAUGUUGUGGUCAAAAUAAAAAGCCAUCAUGAAAUAACAACAAAUAAAUUACAAAAUAAACUUUUUUUCUUUUUUGAAAUAAACUCAUUGGGCUAUAUAAAAUUGGAUUCUACUUUAUUCUAUUUUUUAUUUAGUAUCCAGAGACAACAUUUGAUUUAAUUAAUCUAGGUAUUUAUUGGGAUUUGAAUUCUAUAUGUGUAGCCUAUAUCCUUUAUUUAUUGCAGGUCAUUUUAAUUGAAUAACGACAGACAACGACAAUGGUAAUUUAUAGCCCUCUGCAGACCUCCACCUCUGCUGUCCCAGGCUGGCGUCACCAGUCCUGCCACCCUCCCUCGCGCUGUCAAAGGCGUCACCUCCUGCGCCCUCGCCGCUCCACUUCUCUCACUCCGCGCUGCCAUAAAUCACGCAUCAGCGCACCUCAAUGUGUCCGAAAUGUCUGCUCGAGCAAUUUAAUUAACCCGCAUCUGAGCCGCCGUGUUAUUCUAAGCAUAUAGUGUAACUCAAAGGGGCCCUGACCCCGACGUGUCCCGUCCCGUCCCGUCCCGUCCCGCCCUGUCAGCUUUUGGGCCUGCGCUGGAAUCCACAUUAAAGCACAACAGUGGCAACAACAUUGAAGGAAGCAGAUCGUUUUUAAAUUAUUAUAAGUAGUACUAUUAUUAACAAGGUUUUAAUUAUGACAAUAACUGGACUAUGUAUCAAAUUAUUCAUUUGACUGCUGGGCCAAAACGUUCUGAUUAGUCCUCUUGACACGAAUUGUAGAUUAUUUUUAAAUGUAUGAAAUAUACAAAUUUCAGUAAAUGCACUUUAACAGCCCACGUGAUUUGUGCUGGAGAGUUUCGACGUGUAGGAACACGUCCAGCUGCACGGGGCUGCUGUUGUUUGCAGGUUGUCAACCCAUUAAAUUCCAUUAAAAAAAAAAGAGCCCCUCACUCAGGGGCACUCGGAAUCAAAUUAUGAAGAUUGAUUUUGAAUCGCUCUGUAUCAUUCCUCGACCAGGUGAUGAGGGGGCUCUAGGUUUCAGUCAUAUUGCGGAGUGAAUGCGGGCGAUAUCUAAUUACUGGGGAUUAUCCUCACCUACACCUCAUCACGGACCUCGCCCAUGCUAUUGUCCACCGCGCUGAGUGGAUAGCUUUUCGGGGAUUUUGAGUGGCUAAAUGGGGAUUUGACAAGUGUCAACCAUUUAAUAAAAAAAAAAGUAAUGUUAAUCACUAACUUGGUAACUCCUCUCACAUCCAAUCGCAGUAUUAGUAUGAAAUGACAGAAACUGCCAUGAUGACUGUUGAUGAUCGCAGUGAUUGGGAGAUAAUAGCCUGAAUUACAUGACACAAUGGAUAAUCCUGGAUUUCUAAAAAAAGAUCACUAUGGAGCAAAUCUUUUUUUUUUUGUUUAAGGUUUUUUGUCUACAAAUCAAACCCACCGUAUAACAACAUUUUACAGUAUGGCAAUAAACCAACUUACUCUUUAUUGGUGAAAACAUCGAAGCUCUCAUGUGUUUAUACUCUUGUAAAUUCCAGACUGUUUUCACACCAAGUCGUUUCGCAGGGAAACAUCUAUUAUCCUAUUAUCACGACGAUGCCAAUGUCGCCGAUGUGUGAGGCAAUAUUUACAUGACUAUAUACCUUGAGGCCCUGAAAGACUUUAUGGCUUUGUAGUCGCUGUCUUUCCCCCCCUGGGACACUGGUGCCAUUUCCCAAACGUUUCCAACUACACAUGAGGCCUCAUUCAGGGCGCGUAUGGGACCCUGCUAUUUCGGGGGAAGCCAAGUUGUGCAGUGUUGCUGAUGUUAUUUCUGUGACCUCUGUGCAGCAGCCAACUCCAUUUUAAAUCCUCACCUCAUAACAAAUAAAUAAGGCCAAUUUUCCUAUAGGAUAUAAUAUAUUACGCUGUACGCGUAACUGUGCAGCGCACCUGUAUCAGUUACGCUGUACAGUUCCUAUCUUAAUAAACUUAAAUUAAAUUAUUGUAGGAUUGAGUGGUUUUUUUGUAUCCAAUAAAACAUGAACAUGGCCUACUGAUAUAAUCCACCGGGUACAUGUUUCAAUUCGUGGGAACGUGUGUGCGUGUUAAAGCCUGGGAACGACAGGUGAAUGAAUGAGGGGCUGUUUAACUGUCUGCGUCAUUUCUUUGAAGUGCACUUAUGCGACGAUGGCUCCUAUUUGUCUAUGGGACGCGGCAAUCGAUGUCGUCGUUGGCGCAUUUUCACAGCGAAUCGUUACCUGCAGGACAAAUCUGUCAAUCAAAGGGGCAAGGCCAUAUAAAUAUCAUCAGCGUGGGGUCCGGCUACAACUCCAGUCGCCUUCCUCUACUCUUGGUACUCACUUCUGGGAUAGGGACGAGCAGGCCUACGCUUGGAAUACAGCUGCCAUGGGACCAUUCGAUCUCCUCACGGCUGUGGUUUUAUCCGCGUGCUGUCACUUUCAUUUUGCGUCAGCUUGGACAGUGAAUAAUUUUCUCAUGACUGGACCCAAGGCUUUUCUGACCUACGCCAGCAGUGUGCAAGUUGGCGCACAGAGUGGAAUGCAGGAGUGCAAACACCAGUUCGCGUGGCAGAGGUGGAACUGCCCAGAGAACACACUCCAGUUGUCCACACACAACGGCCUUCGAAGUGCCACAAGGGAGACGUCUUUCGUCCAUGCCAUCAGCGCUGCCGGAGUGAUGUACACGCUCACCAAGAACUGCAGUAUGGGAGAUUUUGACAACUGCGGCUGCGACGACUCCAGAAUUGGACAGACAGGUGGCCGAGGAUGGAUUUGGGGAGGCUGCAGUGAUAAUGUGGCUUUUGGAGAGAAGAUCUCCAAACAGUUUGUGGACGCGCUAGAAAAUGGCCAUGACUCGCGCGCGGCAGUGAACCUGCAUAACAACGAAGCAGGCAGACUGGCAGUCAAAGGAACCAUGAGGAGAGCCUGCAAGUGUCACGGGGUGUCCGGGAGCUGCAGCAUCCAGACCUGCUGGAUGCAGCUGGCCGACUUCAGGGAGGUUGGGAACUAUCUGAAGGCGAAGCACGAGCAGGCAAAGAAACUGGAGAUGGACAAGAAGCCUGCGAGGGCCGGGAACAGCGCGGACACUAGAGGAGCCAUCACGCACGCUUUUCGCGGCAUUGCCCGGACGGAGCUCAUUUACCUGGAGGAUUCUCCGGACUACUGCGUGAGGAACCAGAGCACGGGAUUCCAGGGCACCGAGGGGCGGGAGUGUCUGAAGGGCAAUAAGAACAUGUCGCAGUGGGAGAGGAAGAGCUGCGGCAGGCUGUGCUACAAAUGCGGCCUCCGGGUGGUGGAGAAGCGCAUCGAGGUCGUCAGCAGCUGCAACUGCAAGUUCCACUGGUGCUGCACGGUGAGGUGCGACAGAUGCACGCAGACUGUAACCAAAUAUUACUGUGCGCGUAAAGAGAGCGGGAGGAGACCACACAAUAAAACGAAGCAAAGGCACCGCGCGCGCCGGCAAUGAUCGCCAUUUGUUGCAGAGACUUCUGAGUCAAUAUACUCACAUUUUUAUCUAUAACAUCAUUAUGGACAUUCAAUACGCACCGUGCAGUAUGAUAUUAUAUAAUAUAACAAUGUCAUUCUCAACGAUCACACUGCUUGAAGCCUUUUAAUGCACUUUAUCUAUGAUGACUUUAUGUAUAAAAAUUUUAUUUCAUAUUUUGAGGACCAAAACCCUCCAGCAUGCUCAGUGGUUUAUGUUGGUGCUCAUAAGGGAUAAUUACUUGAAUUUGUUUUCUGCGUUUGUAUUCUGUGAUGUAUAUAUGUAUCUCAUAUUUUUUAAAUGUAUUAUAAUUGAAGAUGUUAAUAAAUAUUUUUUUUAUAAUAUGUUUG